Puma concolor (puma) is the source of this 969-nucleotide messenger RNA. RefSeq names its product heparan sulfate-glucosamine 3-sulfotransferase 4 (gene HS3ST4). The record is from RefSeq and is a predicted model, not a curated record. Gene Ontology annotation, molecular function: [heparan sulfate]-glucosamine 3-sulfotransferase activity. Lineage: Eukaryota; Metazoa; Chordata; Mammalia; Carnivora; Felidae.
GCCCGCGACGCCUGGCUCCGGACCCCGCUGGCCCCCGGCGAGAUGAUCACGGCGCAGAGCGCGCUGCUGGAGAGGGAAGCGCAGGAGUCCAGCACCACCGACGAGGAGCUCGCAGGCCGGAGAGCGGCCAACGGGAGCAGCGAGAGGGGCGGCGCCGCCAGCACCCCCGACUACGGGGAGAAGAAGCUGCCACAGGCGCUCAUCAUCGGGGUCAAGAAAGGAGGGACCCGCGCGCUGCUGGAGGCGAUCCGAGUACACCCGGACGUGCGGGCGGUGGGCGUAGAGCCGCACUUCUUCGACAGGAACUACGAGAAGGGGCUGGAGUGGUACAGAAAUGUGAUGCCUAAGACUUUGGAUGGGCAGGUGACCAUGGAGAAGACGCCGAGUUACUUUGUGACGAAUGAGGCUCCCAAGCGUAUCCACGCCAUGGCCAAGGACAUCAAGCUCAUUGUGGUGGUGAGAAACCCCGUGACCAGGGCCAUCUCCGACUACACCCAGACACUGUCCAAGAAACCCGAGAUCCCCACCUUCGAGGUACUGGCCUUCAAAAACCGGACCCUAGGGCUGAUCGACGCCUCCUGGAGCGCCAUUCGAAUAGGGAUCUAUGCUCUGCACCUGGAAAACUGGCUCCAAUACUUCCCCCUCUCCCAAAUCCUCUUUGUCAGUGGUGAGCGACUCAUAGUGGACCCUGCCGGGGAAAUGGCCAAAGUACAGGAUUUUCUAGGCCUCAAGCGUGUGGUGACUGAAAAGCAUUUCUAUUUCAACAAAACCAAGGGGUUCCCUUGUCUCAAGAAGCCAGAAGACAGCGGUGCCCCCAGAUGCUUAGGCAAGAGCAAAGGUCGGACUCAUCCCCACAUCGACCCAGAUGUGAUCCACAGACUGCAGAAAUUCUACAGACCCUUCAACAUGAUGUUUUACCAAAUGACUGGCCAAGAUUUCCAGUGGGAACGGGAAGAGGGUGACAAAUGA